Xiphophorus maculatus (southern platyfish) is the source of this 2081-nucleotide messenger RNA. Its product is annotated as acetylcholine receptor subunit delta. NCBI's taxonomy places the organism in Eukaryota, Metazoa, Chordata, Actinopteri, Cyprinodontiformes, Poeciliidae. Gene Ontology annotation, biological process: nervous system process; monoatomic ion transmembrane transport; regulation of membrane potential. The record is from RefSeq and is a predicted model, not a curated record. Gene Ontology annotation, molecular function: transmembrane signaling receptor activity; acetylcholine-gated monoatomic cation-selective channel activity. Gene Ontology annotation, cellular component: synapse; postsynaptic membrane; neuron projection.
UCUGCAGCUGCUGCUUGUCACUCACGGAGUUUCCUGCGUGAAGGUCGGCGGGCAGAGCGGGUUCUGGUCCAGUCAGGCGGUCCGCCAUGGAGCUGCAGCGAGCUGCGCUGGUCGCCCUGCUGCUGCUGACGCUCUUCUCCUCAGAGUGUUUGUGCCGCAACGAGGAGGAGCGUCUGAUCAACCACCUGUUCGUGGAGAAAGGAUACAACAAGGAGCUGCGACCCGUGAAGAAGCAGCAGGAGGUGGUGGACGUUUACCUGGCGCUGACGCUCUCCAACCUCAUCUCUCUGAAAGAAGUAGACGAGACGCUGCUGACCAACGUGUGGAUCGAUCACACAUGGACCGACUACCGGCUGUCGUGGAACGCCAGCGAGUUCGACGGCAUCGAGAUGCUGCGCCUGCCGCCCAGCAUGGUGUGGCUGCCGGAGAUCGUCCUGGAAAACAAUAACGACGCCCAGUUCCAGGUUGCCUACUACAGCAACGUCCUGGUGGAUCCGUCUGGUCUCUGCUACUGGCUGCCUCCCGCCAUCUUCCGCUCCUCCUGCUCCAUCAACGUCAACUACUUCCCCUUCGACUGGCAGAACUGCACGCUCAAGUUCACCUCCCUGACCUACAACGCCAAAGAGAUCAAGAUGCUGCUGAAGAAAGACGGGAACGAAACUCACACGCACACCGUGGAGUGGAUCAUCAUCGACCCGGCCAGCUUCACAGAAAACGGCGAGUGGGAGAUCAUCCACCGGCCGGCCAAGAGAAACAGCUACAAGCACAUUCCCAUGGAGAGCAACAAGCACCAGGACAUCACCUUCUACCUGGUCAUCAAACGCAAGCCGCUCUUCUACAUCGUCAACAUCAUCAUCCCCUGUGUGCUCAUCUCCUUCCUGGCCUCGCUGGUCUACUACCUGCCUGCCGACAGUGGGGAGAAGAUGACGCUGUCCAUCUCCGUCCUGCUGGCUCAGUCUGUCUUCCUGCUGCUGAUUUCCCAGCGGCUGCCGGAGACGUCCAUGUCCGUCCCCCUCAUAGUCAAAUAUUUGAUGUUCAUCAUGGUUCUCGUUACCAUCGUCGUGUUGAACUGUGUCGUCGUUCUCAACCUGCACUUCAGGACGCCCAGCACACACGUCAUGUCUGAAUGGACCAAGAAGUUUUUCCUGGAGCGGUUGCCCCGGAUCCUCCACAUGGCCCAGCCAGCGGACGACGAGCCGGCGUGGGACGGAGCGUUGCCACGGCGAUCCAGCUCGGUGGGAUACAUCGCUGCAGCCGAGGAAUAUUACAGCAUCAAGUCCCGCAGCGAGCUGAUGUUUGAGAGGCAGUCAGAGAGACACGGACUGUCCAAACGGCCCACGCCGGCCUCAGUGUUGAAGCCGGUGGAAAGCGACGGAGCGAUGGAUCAGCUGUACGGGGAGAUGAAGCCGGCGGUGGACGGAGCGAACUACAUCGUCCAACACAUGAGAGACAAGAACGACUACAACGAGGAGAAGGACAACUGGAGCGGCAUCGCCCGAACGGUGGACCGGCUCUGCCUCUUCCUCAUCACCCCGGUGAUGACCUUCGGCACCGUCAUCAUCUUCCUCAUGGGGAUCUGUAACCACCCCCCCCGCCUGCCCUUCCAGGGAGACCCGCACGACUACAGCGAGGACAACCUGCGCCUGCUGGAGUAGAACCGGAACCGGCAGCCCGGUUCCGGUUCUACUCAUUUAUCCACUUCAUGUUUGAAUCGUCUGAGUUUUCUGAGGUUGAAGUGAAUAUUUUGGUUCUGGUUUUCUUUACUUUGUGUCUCCAAAACAUCAGUUUGAUUUAAAUUACCUAGAAGUAUUGCACAGCGAGACAAGUUUUAUUUUUUAAUGAAUGCCAUCAUUUACUUCUGCAUUCACCAAACAUAACAAUAUAAAUGUCAUUUUAUUAUUUAUUACAAAAAUACUUUAGAAAAUUGAGAAUUAUUUUUUUGGCUGCCAAAAAAUGGCUUCUGAUAAAAUUGUAUGAUUUUUUCUGAAUUUUCAUUUUGCCAGCUUUAAUAAAUGAACUUUAUUUUAUGUUUUCAAUAAAAAAACAAAAACUUCAAAAGUCUUCAAAAAAUGGCAACUGAU